This is a messenger RNA of Thunnus maccoyii (southern bluefin tuna), 2052 nucleotides long. RefSeq names its product ectonucleoside triphosphate diphosphohydrolase 6 (gene entpd6). The transcript has 14 exons. Gene Ontology annotation, biological process: nucleoside diphosphate catabolic process. NCBI's taxonomy places the organism in Eukaryota, Metazoa, Chordata, Actinopteri, Scombriformes, Scombridae. Gene Ontology annotation, molecular function: UDP phosphatase activity; GDP phosphatase activity. The record is from RefSeq and is a predicted model, not a curated record. Bases 497 to 1795 code for a protein of 432 amino acids. Gene Ontology annotation, cellular component: membrane; Golgi apparatus.
AUAUUCAAGUAACAUUAGUCAAUAGGGUCUUUGUUGCUUUUUUAUUUUGCAGUUUAGCUAAAGUUUAGUUUCUGUCUGACAUCUGUUUCUGUCAUGUUUGUGGAUUAAAAAGUGAACAUUCUUGGAGAAUAAUAUUAAUAAACCACACUGGAAGAUGUUGGAGUUCUUAGACGUGUUAGUGAUUUAUUUCUCAACACAACUUUUCCUCCACGUAUAAAAAAAACGAGUUUAUAUAAAGUAAGUUGGACAUAAAAGACGCUUUUGUUUAAGCUAGCCGUGAAGCUAGCGGAGCUGCUUCCGUGUUUUCGGCCACGUUACCGCCAUUCAGUCUGACGUCAUCAGACAGCGCCGCAUUGUUGACAUUAGCAGAAAGAAGAAUGAGCAGAGAAGUGAAUUAACGGCUGAGUUAACGGAGCGGCUGCCGGUGGUUUCUGCUCGGCUCUCGGGAUGCGGCUCUUCUAGCUCGACUCUGCGGUUUUACACAGAAUGAGUCGUGAUGAAGAGACCAAAGCUCGCUGGAGUCUUCCUCUUCGUGGGCUGCCUUCUCGCCUACCUGAUGUUUGUGAAGCGUCACUACGGCGCCGCCAAGCCCGAAGCCUACAGACUACCUCCCCACCACCAGCAGCGGCCCGGCCUCGAUAGGCCCGUCAGCUUCCAGUAUGGCAUCAUGUUCGAUGCUGGGAGCACUGGGACGAGAAUCCACGUCUUCAAGUUCCACACAGACAACAGAGAAGCUCCCAAACUGGCCCACGAGACGUUCAGAGCCAUCAAACCUGGACUGUCUGCAUACGCUGACGAUCCAGAGAAGUGCACGGCCGGGAUCGUGGAGCUGCUGGAGGUGGCGAAGGCCAGCGUCCCCCCCUCCGUCUGGAGCAUCACCCCGGUGGUCCUGAAGGCCACGGCCGGCCUCCGCCUGCUGCCCGGAGAGAAGGCCGACCACCUGCUGGACAGAGUGAGGGCGCUGUUCAUGGAGUCUCCGUUUCUAUCCAGAGACGACAGCGUGUCCAUCAUGGACGGCACCGAUGAAGGGAUUUCUGCCUGGAUCACCGUCAACUUCCUCACCGGUGGUCUUCAUGGUGCUGACUCGCCCACAGUUGGGAUGCUGGAUUUGGGCGGCGGGUCGACUCAGAUCACCUUCAGCCCUCAGGACGAGAAAACCAUCCAGACCUCACCGAUCGAAUACAUCAGGUCCUUCCAGAUGUUCAACAACACACACACCGUCUACACACACAGUUAUCUGGGUUUGGGUCUCAUGUCGGCUCGACUCGCCAUCUUAGGAGGCGUCGACGCGAUGCCCCUGGAGGGCAGCACCCAGCUGGUCAGCCCCUGCCUUGCUCCAGAGUACUCGGGCAGCUGGGAGCACGCGGACGUCGUCUACGCUGUGAGGGGACAGAAGGCAGGGGAGCCGGUUUACGAGGCGUGUCUGACCAAAGUGGAGAAGCUUCUGUACAGGAAGGUGACGAAGGCGUCCGAGGCCGCUGACGUCGACUUCUACGCCUUCUCCUACUACUACGACCGCGCCGUCGACCUUGGACUCAUCGAGGAGCAGAGCGGAGGAAGCGUCCGAGUGUCUGAUUACAUCGACGCAGCUAAACGAGUGUGCGGCCGUCCGUCCGUCAGUCCUCUGCAGAGUCCGUUCCUCUGUCUGGACCUGGUCUACAUCUCAGUCCUGCUGCAGGAACUCGGCUUCCCUCCAAACAAACAGUUCAAGUUGGCGAGGACCAUCAACCAGGUGGAAACCAGUUGGGCUCUGGGAGCAACUUUCCAUUACAUCGAGUCCCUGAAGAGACACUGAAGUCAAACAGCUUCCUGGACCCUGCUGAGGUUCUGGACCCUGCUGAGGUUCUGGUCUCAUGGUGACCUGAAGCUUCUCUCCUAUUGGCUGAUCUCUCGCAGGUUAUUUCAGUGAUGCUAAAGACUGAAAUAUCUCAUCAACUAUUGGAUGAAUUCAUGUCGAGUUGCAGCUGAUCAAUAUAUUCAUUACUGAUUAAUCAAUUAGUUGUUUGAUCCAUAAAAUGGUGAAAAAUGUGGAUCAAUGUUUCCAAAGAUCUU